Dioscorea cayenensis subsp. rotundata (Guinea yam) is the source of this 997-nucleotide messenger RNA. RefSeq names its product MADS-box protein SVP-like. Gene Ontology annotation, molecular function: RNA polymerase II cis-regulatory region sequence-specific DNA binding; DNA-binding transcription factor activity, RNA polymerase II-specific; protein dimerization activity. The record is from RefSeq and is a predicted model, not a curated record. The transcript is spliced from 7 exons. Gene Ontology annotation, cellular component: nucleus. The coding region runs from base 107 to 793 and encodes 228 amino acids. Gene Ontology annotation, biological process: positive regulation of transcription by RNA polymerase II. Lineage: Eukaryota; Viridiplantae; Streptophyta; Magnoliopsida; Dioscoreales; Dioscoreaceae.
CGUCCUUCUUGUUGUUCUUGUUGUUGUUGUUGUUGUUGUUGUUGUUGUUGUUGUUGUUCUCUUGUUCUUGUUGUUGGUGAUAUAUUGUGUGAAAUUAAUUACUAAGAUGGCAAGGGAGAAGAUAAAAAUAAGGAAGAUUGACAACGCCACUGCAAGGCAAGUAACCUUCUCAAAGAGAAGAAGAGGGUUGUUCAAGAAGGCGGAGGAGCUUUCUAUCCUUUGUGAUGCUGAGGUUGCUCUCAUCGUCUUCUCGGCCACUGGCAAACUCUUUGAGUUCUGCAGUUCAAGCAUGAAAGAUGUCAUCGAAAAACAUCGUAUUCGUUCAAAUGAGGGAACAAGUUCAGAUCAACCUGCUCUUGACUUUCAGUUAGAGAAUAGUGACUUUGCAAGAUUGAGCAAACAAGCUGAAGAAUCAAAUCAUCAACUCAGACAAUUGAAAGGAGAAGAGCUUCAAGGCUUAACAAUUGAAGAACUACAUAAAUUGGAAAAAAGUUUGGAAACAGGACUUAGUCGUGUGCUUGAACGAAAAGGUGCUCAGAUCAUGGAACAAAUUGAUCUCCUUCGAAGAAAGGGAGUGCAGUUGAUGGAGGAAAAUAUACAGUUACAACAACGUGUGAUUGAAAUUUCGAAGGCCGGGAAGCAGACAAUUGUUGAUACAGAAAAUCCCGUCUUUGAAGACGGGCAAUCCUCUGAAUCUGUCACUACUGCUGUACAGUCUGGAGGGCCUCAAGAUUACGAUGAUAGCUCCGAUACAUCCCUCAAGUUAGGGCUCUCAUGCUCUGGUUGGAAGUGAAGAUUAAAAAUCUCUUUUAAUUUAUUCUGAAACUAUGUAUAAAAUCACUAUGAAAUGCAAAGAAUGGAAAGCACUAUGAAAUGAAAUACCAAUCAGACAAUAACUGAAUGAACAUGAGAAAACACAACUGGAAUUCAUUUCUGCAGUUUCCAUGUUUGGGAAAGAAAAAAAAAGUAUUUAUAUUUAAUUAUUAUGAAUUGGACA